Molecule: messenger RNA, 966 nt
Organism: Penicillium macrosclerotiorum
Lineage: Eukaryota; Fungi; Ascomycota; Eurotiomycetes; Eurotiales; Aspergillaceae
Exons: 3
Coding region: 1-966 (321 amino acids)
Biological process (GO): mitochondrial respiratory chain complex III assembly
Cellular component (GO): mitochondrion
Source: RefSeq, a predicted model, not a curated record
AUGUCUACUACACGAUUGACCACAUUGUGGGCGCGCGAUUUUCGUGCGGCACAGAGCCAACGCCUUCAGUCAUUCACCCAACGCGCAUCUCUUUCUUCAAAGACGUCGCAAUCCCUCUGCCAGGCGACUACUGGUCGUCAGGUGGCUUCGAAGACCCUCUCCACUUCCUUGGAAUCUACACCUCGCUCCCUGCGCAGCCAUGCGCGAUCGUCCUUGACCCUUCCCAGUCGAUCAUACUCUCAGGGAUCCGCCGUGUCUCGCCUGGCGAGGAGUGCAACGGCCCCCGGUGCCUCUGCCGAAACUUAUAUUGCCUAUGGCAUGACCCAGAAGCUAUUUGAAGCUUGCUCGACCCAGGCGGACUACCAAAUUCCUCAGGCGUCGCAGAAGGGCGUUCCCGUGCCUACCACGGAGUCGGGGGAGCACCUGGGCGUUUCAGACAGCUGGUGGUACAAAGAAUUGGGUCUUGCGCCGACGUUCUCUACCUGGUCGCAAAUAACCUUCCUGCACAUGUACCUUCUCACCGUCCGACUGCGUGCUCUUCCCAAUCGGGAGAGCUUCCAGACUUACUCCCGUCACUUGAUCGAUCAUUUUUCGCAUAAUGCUGAACAUCGCAUGGAUGUCCUCCAUGACCUGGGUAGCCGCUCGAUUCGCAACAAGUAUCUCAAGGACCUGUUCAUCCAAUGGCGAGGCAUCAUAGCUGCAUACGAUGAGGGCCUGAUCAAGGGCGAUGCGGUGCUGGGCGCUGCCGUCUGGAGAAACCUGUGGAAGGCCAGCUCGGCCGGCCCUGAUGGGAAGGAAAUCGAUUGGACGAAGGUGGCCUGGGUGGUGGCGUACAUGCGUCGGGUCCUGGCCGAGCUCGCAAAAAUGGAUGAAGCCGAUAUUGUCUUUGAACUUGGCAGUGGGAAACAGUCUCGUCUAUUUGGAUUCUCUGCUGUUGACCAGCGAUUGGCCGAAGGCUCCAAAUGA